Messenger RNA from Symbiodinium sp. CCMP2592, 777 nucleotides. NCBI's taxonomy places the organism in Eukaryota, Dinophyceae, Suessiales, Symbiodiniaceae. The record is from the annotation of a GenBank genome assembly.
AUGAAGCUCUUUUCAAACUCUGCCGUGCCAUGGCUUGCGAUCGUUUGUUUAGGUCUCGGUCAGAUGCGUGUCGCUUGGGCACAGCCUCGUUGGAGUGUCCGGGAACCCGUUGAGGAGGAUCUUCAGAAAUGGCCCGGGUGCAAAAAUACUCCGGACUUUGAGCGGUGGCUGCAGAGCUUCCACUCCGUCAAGCAACCGUGGCAGCUUGCCUCUUCUGACAUGGAAUCCGACGAGAGCUGCGUCAGGAUCCACGACAUUGUUGAGCUCCUGUUGCGGUCGCCACGUGAGCCAUCUAUCCUGCCCCUGGCAGAACUGUGCCACAAGCCCAUGCACCAACGCGGAAAUACAGGUCUGGAGGACCCGACUGGUUCAUAUUGCCAUGACCCGGAGUUCGAGACAAUGCGCGAAGAUCGUUGGAAUGCAGCUUGUCCGCUGGUGCCUGGCAUUGCAGCGGACGGUGCCCUUAAUCCUUGUGGAGUUCGUUACAGAAUGUUGGAUGGCCGCCAUCGGAUAUGUAAGCUCAAGAUGGACUCAAUGAUGAAAGUGACACAUGUUCCUUUCUUCAUCCUCAAUAAAACGGAGAUCUUGUCACUAGUAACAAACAACUGCGAUCUCGAUGAUGAUGAUGACGAUUUUCCAACCCGGUUAAACUGGCAAGACUUUGAAAUUGCCUGGCAGGGUACCGUAUCCGACAGAAAAGUCGACCCUGCAGUGUUGCAUUUCGUCCGAGCCAGUCAGCCGAAGGUGCUGCAGGAAAGAGCUGUGGAGGAGCUCUAG